This is a messenger RNA of Helicoverpa zea (corn earworm), 891 nucleotides long. RefSeq lists its product as uncharacterized. The record is from RefSeq and is a predicted model, not a curated record. Bases 1 to 891 code for a protein of 296 amino acids. The transcript has 4 exons. Gene Ontology annotation, molecular function: 5'-nucleotidase activity. Lineage: Eukaryota; Metazoa; Arthropoda; Insecta; Lepidoptera; Noctuidae. Gene Ontology annotation, biological process: AMP catabolic process. Gene Ontology annotation, cellular component: plasma membrane.
AUGAUUAUUUUAUUUUCCACUGCUAAUUUCCUAAAAAAUCUUCUUUUCAAGGUGACGGGUUUUCAAUUGUUUAUUAAUAACAAUUAUAUACUAACACUAAUUAACACUAACUGUUACUUUCAGUCACUGGGCAACCACGAGUUCGACCAAUAUGUGGAAGGAUUAGUGCCAUUUAUCAAAAACUUGACCGCACCUGUUUUGGCAGCCAACCUCGUUUUAGACAAAGUACCAUCUCUGCAGAACCUUGAAAACUUAAAAAAAUCAAUAAUAAUAGAGAUAGAUAAGGUUAAAAUUGGUAUUAUUGGAUAUUUGACGCCAGAGACAAAAACUCUCGCUCCUGGAAACGACGUUGAGUAUGAAGACGAAGUAGUAGCCCUCAGGAGAGAGGUACAGAAAUCAGAGAACAAAAUGUUAACAUUAUUGCAUUUAGUUUUUGACUCAAAUGGUGAAAUUACUCAAUGCGAUGGCGCUCCCAUAUUGUUAAAUAAAGACAUUACAGAAGAUGAUGACCUUGUCCACAUGCUUGAAGCACAUUCAGACGAAAUGAACAAGCUGAUGAAAGUAGUUGUUGCGUACUACCGUACUGGCACACUGCAUAUACUCACCAUGAACGGAACAGUGCUCAAAGAAACUCUGGAACACUCAGUGUCUCAAUGGUCUGAUAAAAAGGGAAAGUUCCUACAAGUUUCUGGAAUUGAAGUCGUCUAUGACUUGGCGAAACCUGUCGGUAAUCGCGUUGUUCAAGCUAAAGCUGUGUGUUCUCAGUGUGGACACGCAAUGCGGGACGUAAAUAAUGACGAUGAAUACAAAGUCAUUAUGCCUGAAUUCAUUGCCAAACAAGGUGAUGGUUAUGAGAUGUUCGCGAAUCUCCCUAAAACUGUACUCCCUUAG